Molecule: messenger RNA, 978 nt
Organism: Acanthosepion pharaonis
Lineage: Eukaryota; Metazoa; Mollusca; Cephalopoda; Sepiida; Sepiidae
Source: the annotation of a GenBank genome assembly
AUGACCGCUUCAGAUCGAAAGCGUUUCUUCAUUACUAUUACUUUCUUUCUUUGGAUUGUUUCUUUUCCUACUCUUUCUUUCUUUCUUUCUUUCUUUCUUUCUUUCUUUCUUUUUCAUUUCUUUCUUUCUUUUAGUUCUUUCAUUUAUUUAUUCUUCUUUUUUCUUCCUUCUUUAGUUCAUUUCCUUCCUUCUUUCUUUUUUCUUUCUUUCUUUCUUCAUUAUCAAUUGUUACUUUCUUUCCUCUUCAUUUUUCCUUUCAUUCUUUCUUUUUCCUUAAAUUCUUUCAUUUUUGUUUUCCUUCUUUCUCCAUUUCCUUCCUUCCUUUAUUUAUUUUUCCUUCUUUACAUUGUUUUUUGUUCUUUAUCCUCUCUUCUUCAUUUUCGCCUUUUCUUAAAUUUUUCUUCUUUUUCUUCCAUUAUUUUUCACUCAUUACAUUUCCUUCCUCCCAUUUUUCUUUCUUUCUUUCUUUCUUUCUUUCUUUCUUUCUUUCUCCUUCCGUCUUCAUUUCUUUCUUUCCUUCCAUUUUUCUUUAUUCUUUUCUUUAAAUCCUUUCUUUCUUUCUUCUUCUUUUUCCUACUUUUUUCAUGUCUUUAUUCCCUUUCUUUCUUUCUUUUUUUCUUUCUUUCUUUCUUCUUCUUUUUCUUUUCUUCUUCCUUUUUUAAUUUCUUACCUUUCUUUUCGUCGUUUUCUUCCAUCCUUUUCUUCUUUUAUUUCUUCUUUCCUUUCUUUUUUUUCUUUUUCUUUCUUCCUUCCUUACAUUUUUAUUUCUUCUUUUUUCUUCCUUUCGUUACAUCUCUUCAUUCUUCUUUUUUUGUCCGUUUUCCUUUCCUUCCUUUCUUCCUUACUUUUGUAUUUUUUCUUUCUUUCUUUCUUUCUUUCUUUCUUUCUUUCUUUCUUUCUUUCUUUCUUUCUUUCUUUCUUUUUGCCUUCCUUCCUUCCUUCCUGACAUUUUUCUUUUGUUCUUUUCUUUUUCUUUAA